AUGGGUACCCCGGGGCCCUUCAAAUCUCAUUCUUCUCAACACAGUCGGAGUAGUUACUACUCUCACAGUCCGUCGGGAGGAACGCCCGGAGUUUCGGAGAGCGGUGAUCAGGAACAGUCGCUGCUGUAUCGCAACCAGCCCAGUCCCUAUGGCAGCGGUGCCCCCUUCGAAGACCCCAGCGUCUCGUCCGACUCGCUGCGUCGCUACACCCUGCACGACCCCGGAGUGACCGUCUUCGCUGCCCCGCCCUACCAAGAGUCCGAAGCCGCCGACAUUUACGAUGCUCGCGCCUCCGACCGCAGCGGGAUCAAGAUGGAUACGUGGCAGCACAGCCAGGCCGGCGGUGCCAGUCGGUCGACGGGCGCUCUUCGCCGAUACGGAACGAGAAAGAUCAACCUGGUGCAGGGCUCCGUCCUGAGUGUCGACUACCCCGUCCCCAGUGCCAUUCAGAACGCCAUUCAGCCCGAAUACCGCGAGGCCGAGGAGGCGUUUUCGGAGGAAUUCACGCAUAUGCGAUACACCGCGGCCACCUGUGACCCCGACGAAUUCACCCUGCGAAACGGAUACAAUCUGCGCCCGGCCAUCUACAACCGACACACCGAGCUGUUGAUCGCCAUCACCUACUACAACGAAGAUAAAGUGCUGACCGCCCGAACCCUGCACGGUGUUAUGCAGAAUGUCCGCGAUAUCGUCAACUUGAAGAAAUCUGAAUUCUGGAACAAGGGAGGUCCAGCCUGGCAGAAGAUCGUGGUCGCUCUAGUCUUCGAUGGUAUCGAGCCCUGCGAUAAAAACACCCUGGACGUGCUGGCCACCGUUGGUAUCUACCAAGACGGCGUGAUGAAGAAGGAUGUUGACGGUCGCGAGACGGUCGCUCAUAUCUUCGAAUAUACCACCCAGCUUUCGGUCACCGCGAAUCAGCAACUGAUCCGUCCCCAAGGCAAUGAUUCCUCCAACCUGCCGCCCGUCCAGAUGAUCUUCUGCCUGAAACAGAAGAACACGAAGAAAAUCAACUCCCAUCGUUGGCUGUUCAACGCCUUCAGCCGAAUUCUGAACCCCGAAGUCGCCAUUCUGCUGGACGCAGGAACUAAGCCCGGUCGCAAAUCCCUCCUGGCCCUCUGGGAAGCCUUCUACAACGAUAAAACUCUAGGCGGAGCGUGUGGUGAGAUUCACGCCAUGUUAGGAAAGGGUUGGGGCAAGGUCCUCAACCCACUCGUGGCUUCCCAGAACUUCGAGUAUAAAAUUUCCAACAUCUUGGAUAAGCCGCUGGAGAGUUCCUUCGGCUAUGUCAGUGUGUUGCCCGGUGCCUUCUCCGCGUACCGGUAUCGCGCAAUUAUGGGCCGGCCCCUCGAGCAGUAUUUCCACGGAGAUCAUACGCUGUCGAAGCGACUCGGUAAGAAGGGUAUCGACGGAAUGAACAUCUUCAAAAAGAACAUGUUUUUGGCUGAGGAUCGAAUUCUGUGCUUCGAAUUGGUGGCUAAAGCCGGUUUCAAAUGGCAUCUGAGUUACGUCAAGGCGUCCAAGGGCGAGACUGACGUGCCGGAGGGAACGGCUGAGUUUAUCGGUCAACGUCGACGUUGGCUGAACGGUUCGUUCGCGGCUGGUUUGUAUGCCAUGAUGCAUUUCGGACGUAUCUACCGCAGUGGUCACAGCAUCAUUCGUAUCGCGUUCUUGCAUCUGCAGAUGCUCUACAAUUUCUGUCAAGUCGUCAUGACCUGGUUCUCGCUGGCAUCCUACUGGCUGACCAGUUCGGUCAUUCUGGAUCUCGUGGGUACGCCUAGUCAAGGAAACAAGAACAAGGGAUGGCCGUUCGGUAACGAGGUCACCCCUAUUCUGAACAACUUUGUCAAAUUCUUUUACCUGUUUUUCCUGAUGCUGCAGUUCAUCCUGGCCUUGGGUAACCGACCGAAGGGAACGCGAAUUCACUACACUCUGUCCUUCCUCUACUUCUCUCUGGUUCAAAUCUACGUGCUGGUCGACUCUUUCUACCUGGUCGCAAGUGCCUUUAGCGGUGAUAUGAUGGAUUUCGACAUGGAUAACGGUGUCGGAGCCUUUUUGUCGUCCUUCUUCAGUUCCAGUAGUGGAGGUAUCGUGUUGAUCGCCUUGGUGUCGACCUACGGUAUCUACGCUGUCGCCAGUUUCCUGUACGCCGACCCGUGGCACAUCUUCACCAGUUCCUGGGCCUACUUCGUGACCAUGACCACGUCCAUCAACAUCCUGAUGGUGUACGCCUUCUGCAACUGGCACGACGUGUCGUGGGGUACCAAGGGAUCCGAUAAGGCGGAGGCGCUGCCCUCGGCGCAAACCAAAAAGGACGACGGCGAGAAGAACAACUUCAUCGAGGAACUGGACAAACCGCAGGCGGAUAUCGACAGUCAGUUCGAGGCGACAGUCAAACGGGCGUUGGCGCCGUUCAUCGAGCCCGAGGAAGACACUUCGCCCAGCUUGGACGACUCCUUCCGAAACUUCCGUACCGCGCUGGUCCUGCUGUGGGUGUUCAGUAACCUGAUCAUGUCGUUGCUGAUCACCAGUACCUCCGUGUCCCGCAUGUGCCUGACAAACACCUCCACCGGGCGAACGGCCAUGUUCUUCCAGAUCAUCUUGUGGGGAACGGCGGGUCUGUCGUUCUUCCGAUUCUUCGGAUCGUUGUUCUUCCUGGCCAAGUCGGGUAUCAAGUGCUGCGUCAACCGACGCUGA
Aspergillus melleus is the source of this 2694-nucleotide messenger RNA. RefSeq lists its product as uncharacterized. NCBI's taxonomy places the organism in Eukaryota, Fungi, Ascomycota, Eurotiomycetes, Eurotiales, Aspergillaceae. Gene Ontology annotation, molecular function: chitin synthase activity. Gene Ontology annotation, cellular component: cell septum; cell periphery. The transcript has 7 exons. The record is from RefSeq and is a predicted model, not a curated record. Bases 1 to 2694 code for a protein of 897 amino acids.